Molecule: messenger RNA, 3222 nt
Organism: Malassezia vespertilionis
Lineage: Eukaryota; Fungi; Basidiomycota; Malasseziomycetes; Malasseziales; Malasseziaceae
Gene: GPI13
Product: mannose-ethanolamine phosphotransferase gpi13
Exons: 1
Coding region: 1-3222 (1073 amino acids)
Biological process (GO): GPI anchor biosynthetic process
Cellular component (GO): endoplasmic reticulum membrane
Molecular function (GO): mannose-ethanolamine phosphotransferase activity
Source: RefSeq, a predicted model, not a curated record
AUGGAUGCUGUCCGCGCUGGCGGCGCGCAAAAAGCGGUGCGCCCUGCGUUUGCGGCGGUGCUUGCGCUGAUCUGUACUGUGAUGCUGCUGCACAUUGUGGGCAUCGGUAUAUUCACGACUGGUUUUCUUCUGCAGCGCGUCGAACUCGUUGAGAAGAAUGCAUGCGGCGGCGCAAAAAAUGCAUGGGCCGUGCCAAAGCCGCCAGAGCGCGCGGCAGACGGCGAUGCAGAAGCGCUGCGUGCAUGGGAAGCAAUACUGGAUCCCAUGAAUGAAGGAGAGUGCACACUGCCUCCGCGGUUCGACAAGGCUGUAGUCUGGAUUAUCGACGCGCUUCGCUACGAUUUUCUCGCGCCGGCGACAAACGACACUAUGCGCGACCCGUACAUGCACGGCCAUAUGCAGACACCGGCACUGCGCAGUGCAAGCGAGCCACGCAAUGCAUUUCUCGCGCAUUUUCUUGCCGACGCGCCGACGACGACGCUGCAGCGCCUGAAAGGACUCACCACGGGCUCGCUCCCGACAUUUAUCGAGGCCGGCGCCAAUUUUGGCGGGGCUGGUCGUGUUUUGGAAGAUAACUGGAUUUCCCAGUUUCUCCACAAGAUCGAGGCGGAGCCGCACAGGGGCAUGGCGUUUGUGGGUGACGAUACGUGGGACACUGUUUUUUCCGACCUCUUCGACGCGAACCGCUCUUUUCCGUACAGUUCUUUUAAUGUCGAGGAUCUCGACACGGUGGAUCUUGGCGUAGAAGAGCAUAUGCUGCGCGAGAUGGUGCGCAAAGAUGCACGGCUCGUUGUUGCACACUCGCUCGGCGUCGAUCAUGUCGGCCACCGCUUUGGCGCCUCACAUCCGCGCAUGGUCCCGAAACUGGAGCAGAUGAACAGACUGGUAGAUCGUGUGCUGGAACUGCUGGACAAAGAUACCCUGUUCAUCUUGCUGGGUGAUCAUGGGAUGGACGCUACCGGAGACCACGGAGGCGACAGCGAGCUGGAAGUCGGUGCAGCGCUGUGGAUGUACACAAAACAGCCCUUUGGCGCGCGCGGAAGAGGGAACCUUACCGCGGAACCCGAAGUGGCAGCCAUGCUCUGCGACGGCUUCCGGCCAUUUUCUCCGCUGGACGGUACGCACCGCUCUGUGCCGCAGAUCGAUCUCGUGCCUACAGUUUCGCUCCUGCUUGGCACGCCGAUUCCAUUCAACAACCUCGGCACAGUUAUUCCCGAAGUGUUCGCAAAGUCGGGCGCGCUCGGUGACCCAGAUGCACGCCUGCUUCGUGCACUGCGCAUCAAUGCGCGUCAGGUACAUACCUAUUUGAAAGCCUAUGCAGCACGCUCCAAAGACCUGCACAUAUUUCAAGACGAACUGGACGCGCUGUGGAAUGUAGCACUCGAAGCAGACGCCAAAUUUGCCGCGCUGGUGCAUGUAUGGCGCAAGGACAGUACGGCAUUGUCUGGCGCCGCAACUGAAGCGCUCGCUGCGUACGCUGCGUAUACACGCCGCGCUGUCGAGCAUGCACGGAGUGUUUGGGCGCAGUUUCACUAUAACAAAAUUGCAGCAGGCCUGUUUGUGCUUUUUGGCGCGGUCCUAGCGACCGUCUGGCUCUGGCAUAUUGCCGCGUACGAAAGCGCAAGCGCGAUUUGGAACGCGGUACGCCCAAUGCACUAUGCACCGUUUGGUCUAGUGUGCAUACUGUUGCCGAUUCCUUUUUCGUACCUGCAACGUGGAGUACUGGGCGUGGCGGUUGCCGUUUUGUGUGGCAUCGCGGUCGGUGCGUGGACACUGCGUGCGGCGCCUCGAAAAAUUCGACGCUCGACGCUUGCAACGCUUGCUGCAUUUACACUUCUCACACUGCAUGCGGGUAUCUUUGCAAGCAACAGCUUCACCAUGUGGGAAGAUAGAAUUAGCCUUGGUCUCUUUGCCUCUGUUCUGCUCCUCCGAGGCUUGGGAUCGCUCGCGGCGCCGACCAAGCGACUGCAAGUCCAAAUGCCGCUUCUCGCGCUUGCGAUUCUUGUGCUUGUGCGAUCGAUUGCCAUGUCGCGCGUUUGCCGCGAAGAGCAGGCGCCUACAUGUGUGCCUUCAUUUUAUGCGCGCGUCGCGCGGCCCGACGGCAAGUUUGCCGAUAAUCCAGCGUAUGCCUACGCUGGCCCUGCGACAAACAGUAUGUAUGUCGCAGGUGCUGCGUACGCCAUUGCGUUUUUUGUGCCCGACGUGCUACGCAGGAUUUUGGAGCAGAGCCAAACCUACACCGACAUUGCCCAAGCGCUCGCCAUGUGGAUCAUUCGUCCGGCGCUGCUCGCCGGUGCUGCGUUUUGGAUCGUCGACUGGGCGCAAGGGCUGGAGCGCUUUGACGACGAGAUGCGUGCGUGGCUGUUGGUGACCAAGACUUGGGUAGCGCGCCUGGACCUGAUCCUGAUUGUUGUCUUCGGCACGCUUGCAUGGUACUUUCUCCCUCUAUGUGUGCGUAUGCAGCGCCAAGUAGUGGAGAAUAAGCCCAAAGCCGCGAUUCUCGGAUUCGGCAACGCGUUCGGAAGCGCAUACCUUUUGCUUACGACCAUUCUCUUUGCGCUUCUUUUCCUGCUUGCGCAGUCGAUGGGCCAGCUUGCGCUCUCCGGCGCAUUCCUCGCUUUGGUCCUGCUGGCCGAGUUGGGCGAUAACGAGCGAGACGCUGUGUUGAUCACCGAGUCAGCGCUGCAGCAGCCAAUCUUGCCACUGAUGCCGAGUUUGCUGGAGACGAGUGCCAUUGCGCUACUCGGCUUUGUUGCGUUUUUUGCCACUGGACACCAGGCUACGCUUGCAUCCAUUCAGUGGCGCGUCGCUUUUGUGGGAUGGACGACGGUGACGUAUCCAUGGUCGCCCAUUUUGGUCAUUUUGAACGCAUUUGGGCCGCUCAGCUUUUUGCCGGCGUUUGCCAUUGUUUUGCUCGUGCUCUGGAAUGUCGCGCCUACGCGCCCAAGGCAGGAUACUCCGCCGGUGCCGAUGCACACUGCUGCUGCAUUACUGCGAGCAUCCAUGGGAUUUCUCUUUUACCAUGGCGUGCUUGCGCUGAGCGCCGCCAUUUUCGCUUGCGUCUUUCGCAGACACUUGAUGCUGUUCAAGAUUUGGGUCCCGCGGUUCAUGAUGGGUGGGUUGGGGCUGCUCCUUGCCGAUGUAGCGAUGCUUUUUGGCGUGUUGGGCGCAUGGCGCGUCGCGCACAAAGUACAUACGGUAUUUGCGGCCCAAUUUUACUGA